Messenger RNA from Phalaenopsis equestris, 1387 nucleotides. RefSeq names its product myb family transcription factor EFM-like. The transcript has 4 exons. NCBI's taxonomy places the organism in Eukaryota, Viridiplantae, Streptophyta, Magnoliopsida, Asparagales, Orchidaceae. Gene Ontology annotation, biological process: regulation of DNA-templated transcription. The coding region runs from base 170 to 1387 and encodes 405 amino acids. The record is from RefSeq and is a predicted model, not a curated record. Gene Ontology annotation, molecular function: DNA-binding transcription factor activity.
UUCAGACCAUUUCCUCAACUUUCCCCUCACCCGGAAGUUACCACCCUCCUUACUUUUCAUCACCUCCUCUCCCUCACUUUAUUCCUUCCCCUAUUCCCCAUUCUCUUCCUCCAUAAAACCAACACACAGACCCCCACUCUGACUCUCAGUCUACAGCUUCGCGUCAUCCAUGGCUGCUUCUCCAUCUGACUUAACCCUGGACUGCAACCCAACCAAGCCCACCAUGAAUCAAGACCAGAAGCCAUUGGAAGAGGAAAAGCUUCAAGACUUCCUCACUCGCCUGGAGGACGAAAGGCUCAAAAUUGACGCCUUUAAGCGCGAGCUCCCUCUCUGUAUGCAGCUCCUCAACAACGCCAUGGAGACUUACAAGCGGCAAUUAGAAGCAUACCAACCGAGCAAUGAAGCGCCAAGACCUGUGCUUGAAGAAUUCAUUCCUCUGAAAAACAUGAGCUUUGAAGAAUCCGAGAAGCCAUCUUCAUCGGACAAAGCCAGUUGGAUGGUUUCUGCGCAGCUGUGGAGCAGGGAUGAUGGCAGGGAGCCGGGACUGAAAUUAGAGGCUAAGACACGAUGUGGGGGAGCGUUCCAUCCGUUCUCCAAGGAGAAGAGCACGGAGCUGGCUUUGGUGUCCGGGGAGAAGGAGGUGGAGGUGAGGAGGUUGGAGAAGGAGAAUGGAGAGAAAGGUGGGAGGAGGGAGGGCGGAAGUAAGAGCGGAGGGGGAGAUCAGCUGCAGCAGAGUAAGGGGGGAGGAGGGAGCAAUGUGUCUUGUGACGGGUUGUCGGGGAGUCAGAGAAAGGCGAGGAGGUGCUGGUCGCCGGACUUGCACCGGCGGUUUGUCAAUGCGUUGCAGAUAUUAGGUGGUUCUCAAGCAACCAUUUCCAAUUUUCCAAUAGCAAUCUUCUCCUUUGAGAUACUAAUCAUCUUGAAAAAAUUUGCAAAGCUUUAUGGGAAGAAUAAAUACAGACUGCAUACAAGAAGACCGAUACCAGGGCCACCCGCGGUUGCUCCGGCGACCCCGCAGCUGCUGGUGUUGGGAGGCAUAUGGGUUCCUCCCGAUUACGCAACCUCGGCAACCGCAGCUGCAGCUCCCGCACUAUACGGCGCACACCCCCUGCCGGCCCACUAUUGCCAUUCGCCCCACGCGCCUCACGAUUACUAUCAGAGCCCGCCUCCCCCUGCGCUCGUGGCUGCUGCGGCUGCACAGUUUCACGGCCAGCUACCUCCGCCUGGCCGCAACGGAUGCGCGGAAUCCGAUCAGAGAAAGAGUGGUCGGGAGCGGUCGGAGAGCAUUGAGGAUGGGGAGAGGGAGGAGGAGGAGGAGGAGGAGGGUGAGGAGGAGGGGAAGCUGGAGGUGCUUGGUGGAUCUGAGGUUGUUCGUGAGCUUAUUUGA